This is a messenger RNA of Exophiala oligosperma, 2300 nucleotides long. RefSeq lists its product as uncharacterized. NCBI's taxonomy places the organism in Eukaryota, Fungi, Ascomycota, Eurotiomycetes, Chaetothyriales, Herpotrichiellaceae. Gene Ontology annotation, cellular component: fungal-type cell wall. The record is from RefSeq and is a predicted model, not a curated record. The coding region runs from base 380 to 1882 and encodes 500 amino acids. Gene Ontology annotation, biological process: fungal-type cell wall polysaccharide metabolic process. The transcript has a single exon.
CCCACAUUCCUUGCUGUCGACCCUAUAUCUGCUGCUCUUGUCGUUUCAUUCCCGAUCCCUCCUCUUUUUUUCUCUCACUCCGUUGCUUGGCCUUCGAUCUCUCGACACGUUUGUGCGACACACUGCACCGCCCGUCCUUCUUUCUACACCGACAAGGCUAACCCUUCGUCUAUUCUCCGUUUCACUCGCUAGAGCUACGCUCGUGGUCACUCUUUCACCAACCAGACCGUUCAUUGAUUGAAUCCCUGGUCCAAAAAAACCACCCCAGGAGGGCAUAUACUAUCCGAAUCCAUCGAUUUUCCCAAAACACAACAUCCACAAACGAAAAAGCGUUAUCCCAACCGAACACGCAAAGUACCGUGCACCCUCAGAUCUCAACAUGGUUUCCCAGAUCCUUUCCCUCGUGGUGCUCGCCACUACCGUCUUGGCUCACCCUCAAAGACACCAUCACUGGCAAUUCCAUGGUACAGGCACCGGUGGGGUGGCUGCCCCUACUGGCGGUGCAUUCCCCAUGAACAGCACAGCUCAGACCAACAACGGCACAAACCUUCGUGGCUCUCCUGUCGAGUCUCAAGAAGUCACAGCUGUCAUGACUGUCACCGUGAGUCCGAUUCCCUUGGAGUCAUCGACCGACGAUGGCUCCGAUGCUGCUUUCUCCAGCGUUCCUGUUGUUGCCAAUGCUGCUGCUACGAGUCCAGCGGCAGCAAGUGCACCUGCUUUGUCCAGUAUCAGUUCUGCUUGUGCUUCGGGUUUGAUUUCCACCAUUACCAGUACCACCGUUGAAUUCGUUACUGUUACUGCGACUCCGGAUGCCAGCCCUGUUACUGACAAUUCUGGCAAGAACAUUGCUGCUCCCUCCAGCUCCUCUACACCAUCAGAGGACACAGGGCUCGAAGAAGGUUUGGCUGGGUCUUCAGCCUCCGUUAGCCUCGCCGCAGGAACUCCAACAGCAGGUGCAUUCUUUGGCAGACCGUCCAAUGGAGGCGGUGGUGGCGGCUUCUCGUUCUCCGCUCCUGAAGCAUCGCCGUCAUCUGUCGCGAUGUCAGGCUUACCAACCACAUUCGCAACCAUGGCCAGCUCAGCACUUGGCUCUAGUGCUGCCAGCGGCACGUUUCCAACAGCAUCUUCCGUCUCGAGCUCUACACCCAGCACCGGUGGAGGUUCCUCUUCCGGCGGCGGCAAGAAGGGCCUGUCGUACAACACUGCCUCUUUGACCGACGCCUUCGCAGGCAAGGCCAUCUCUUGGGUGUACAACUGGGGCUCUACCCCAGAUGGGACUCCUCUGUCCGGAGCCGAAUACGUUCCCAUGUUCUGGGGCUCUCAAUCUGUGUCAGGAUGGUCCAGUGCCGUCUCAUCCGCCAUCUCCAGCGGCUCCAAGCACGUUUUGUCUAUCAACGAGCCUGACUUGGCCUCUCAAGCCAACCUCGAUCCCGAAACCGCCGCCAAACUCCACAUUGCAAACGUCGCACCCUUGUCCGGGCAGGUCCAAAUUGGAUCUCCAGCCGUCACCAACGGUGCCGGGACCAGCCCGUUGAUGGGCAUCGACUGGCUCAACGCCUUCUUCAAGGCGUGCGCCGGUCAGUGUAACAUUGACUUUGUCGCUUUCCACUGGUACGCCGAUGCCGGCCAGAUCGCCAACUUCCAGCAACACGUUCAAGACGUGAUCGACGCCGCCUCGUCCAACGGCGUCAACAAGGUCUGGCUGACAGAGUUCGGUGCCACAGGCUCCGACAGUGAUGUGGCCAACUUCCUCUCGCAAGCCGUCGAGUACCUCGAGGGCCAGUCCGCGGUUGAGCGCUACGCGUACUUCAUGUGCAGCGACGGCAUCUUGGUCAAUGGCAACUCCAUCUCGAGCCCCAUCGGCAGUGCCUACGUCUCUUAGAAAGAGAUUAGUUCUGUACCUUUUGGCUCCUGGGAGAUCGAGUUUGUGUUGCUCAUAGCGUUCGCUUUAGCGAUUGGCAUCCCAAAUCGGAAGGGCUUUUUUUUUGGCAGGGGUUCAAUUCUUGUGUGUAUAUCACUUUUCGGGGACUUGAGAUACAAAAACAUUGGUGGCGGUGGAUUUUCCUUUUCCUACACAUCGGCAGAGUCGAACAGUGCUCUCUUGUGUCGAAAUGAGGCUCUAAGCUGAGGAUGUCUGACUGAGGGGACUAUGACGCAUUUUUCUUCUUUGCUCCAAGACAUGGAUUUGUGAACGAUUUGAAAUGGCAUAUAACGAACGACUUGAAAGAAAAAAUGUAUGUAGCAACAUGCGGGAGUUUCAUUUCGAUAUAAAAAAAAUGGACAAUCCUUUCCCAUUCCCA